UAAUUCUUUAUUGAACAACCUGAUGAUGGAAAAUUCAGGAAAGUUUGAAAACUUUUGCCGAAUGUCUCCCUCAGAUUUUGAGUAUUUGUUUAAUUUGAUUGGCCCAAACAUAAUAAAACAAGAUACUCACCUGAGAAAAUGUGUUUCUGCUAAGGAUAGAUUUGCUGUAACACUAAGGUUUUUUGCUAAUGGUGAUAGCUAUCUAUUUAAGAUUUCACCACAACUGAUAUCAAUAAUUGUGGUCGAUGUAUGCAACGCUUUGAAAAAUGGACUUUCGGAUCAAGUAAAGAUACAAUGUCUCUCUGUUUUAUUUGCGAUGAAACAUUGCAGAAUGAACGUACAAGGGUUUGUUCAAGCAUUACGCCACAUACUAAUACACCGUAUCCAGAAAAAAUUGCUGGGAUUUUAGGGGAAGAAUUCGUGGUUAUUGUAACCUACAAAGAUCAGAUGUGCAUGAAAUGUAGCUCGCUUUUGAAACAUUUGGACAAGUGUGAUAAUGAAGCAAAACUUAUCAAAAAUGCGAUGUCGUCAUUUAUACAAAAGCAAUAUGGAAUGCUGCCUCUUGAUCAGGAUGUUAAAGGUGUCGAGAUUGUCAAUGGAAAAUUAGUGACAGAGGAACAACUAGAACAAGGUCAGCAUAAAGUACCUAAUGGUCUGAUAGAAGGAGUUGCGUCUACUGUAACUACUGUUAAUACAUUAACUCCAAUUGUCAAAGGACACUUAGUGACGGGGAAACAACUAGAACAAGGUCAGCAUAAAGUACCUAAUGGUCUGACAGAAGGAGUUGCUUCUACUGUAACUACUGCUAAUACAUUAACUCCGAUUGUCAAUGGACACUUAGUGACAGAGGAACAACUAGAACAAGGUCAGAAUAAAGAACCUAAUGGUCUGACAGAAGAAGUUGCUUCUACUGUUACUACUGAUGCCGUUGUCACUCCGAUAACAUCUCCAUUAGUAUUGUUAAAAACUCAGCAACAGCAGCAGCAGCAACAACAACCACAACAACAACAGAAAAGCAGUAACAAAAUUACAUCAUACAAGUGCGCCUUUUGUGCAUUCCAAUCGAAAGUUAUUGGACAUGUUCGAUUCCAUUUGCGCACUCAUAAGAUCAAAAAAAACCCCGAAAAACCUAUUCUUCAUCAACCAGCUGCUAAUACAUUAACUCCAAUUGUCAAAGGACACUUAGUGACAGGGAAACAACUAGAACAAGGUCAUCAUAAAGUACCUAAUAGUCUGACAAUAGGAGAUGCUUCUACUGUAACUACUGCUAUAAUAUUAACUCCGAUUGUAAAAGGACACUUAGUGACGGGGAAACAACUAGAACAAGGUCAGCAUAAAGUACCUAAUGGUCUGACAGAAAGAGUUGCUUCUACUGUAACUACUGCUACAACAUUAACUCCGAUACUGCCAAAGAAGAAACUAUUUUAUAAAUGUCAAUUGUGUGCAGAAACAUUUGAUAUUCGAGCUAAUUGUAUUGAUCACAUUAUGAAAGAACAUAAACAUAAACAUGUAACUACAUCAACCUCAAAUGGAGCAAGAGAUACUGAAAGAUAUGGAGAUGAGAAAGAAAAAAGAAAAACUGAAAAUGCAGGAGAUGGAGAAGAAACUGAAAACACUCAGGAAGAUACAACUGCAAAAGAAGCCAAAUUUGUAAAAAAAACCUGAACCUGCACGAGAAGAUAAAGAAGAUACAGCUACUUCCUAUAGUGUUAAUAAAGAAGUUAUUGAAGACAAUGUUAACUUUGAAAACUAAACGGAUGUCUUAGACGUUGAAUCAUAACGCUAAUCCUUCAACUAACAGUGGAGAUACAGAACGCAAUGCUUAAAUGUGUACAACUUAUUUAUAAUCAAUUUUUUAUCAUAAGCUCCAGUUUCACAAUUCAAAAUGUACUCUUCUCUUCUGGUUUUUUUUUAUUAACAUAAAUUAAUAACUUUUAAGUGGUAUAAAUUGAGAGACAGUAUUAUUUAUCAUAAUAUUAGAAAUCAAAUCACUAUUUUUUUUUGUAUAUAAAUUAUUAACCUAACCUUGACUGCCAUGCGGCCGCCGGCGUCCGUAUAAAAACAAUUAAGUAUUGAUAAUUUUUAGACCGCCGGCUACCGUAAAUUAAUUUGGAUUUAUAUUAUUGACUUUUCCGUGGCGCUACACUAGUGAUCUAGAAAAUGCGCUGUGGCGUAGCGGAAAUAAUUGCAAUUUAUUUAUGUAUAAAACAUAAUUUUAACAUUUUUUUUUGUAUUUUUAAUCUUUUUUUCAAAUUCAAUAGUAUAGAUACAAAUUUAUAAUAACACUGUAAAAUGAACUUGGCGUACAAAUAAUAAAUAUUCUUGCGGCCGCAUGGCAGUCAACGACCAACGUGUUAAGAAGAUUAAGAUAUAGAGUAUGACUAUAAUGUGAAUAAAAAUGUUUGAUCCAUUUUUCUUAAUAAUAUACAAUUUUUAUUUUAUGAGCUUAAACUAUACUGUAACUAAUGCUUAAAAUCAAAUUAAAAUAGUACAAUAAUGUUGAAAAAAAUUCCCUAACAAGUUAGUUCCUACUUACACAAAAGUAAUUUAUUGUAUGAUAUUUGUGAUCUUAAAAAUGUAUUUUAGC
Messenger RNA from Myzus persicae (green peach aphid), 2587 nucleotides. RefSeq lists its product as uncharacterized. NCBI's taxonomy places the organism in Eukaryota, Metazoa, Arthropoda, Insecta, Hemiptera, Aphididae. The record is from RefSeq and is a predicted model, not a curated record. The transcript is spliced from 10 exons. Bases 250 to 1665 code for a protein of 471 amino acids.